UGGGGUAGGGAAUUCCAUAGGAUGGGAGAGGCUCAGGAGAAGUCCUGGAGAUGAGCAUAUGAGGAGGUUACAAGGGAGCUAGAGAGCAGAAGGUCUUGAGAGGAAGGAAGAGAGCGAUUUGGUUUAUAUUUUGAGAUGGGUAGUGAUGUAGCUGGGGGCCGAGUUGUGGAUGGCUUUGCAAGUUGUUAGCAUUCUGAAUUUUAUUCAUUGGGUGAGUGGAAGGCAGUGGAGGGAUUGGCAGAGAGGAAUGGAGGCCAGUGGAGGGAUUGGCAGAGAGGAAUGGAGGCCAGUGGAGGGAUUGGCAGAGAGGAAUGGAGGCCAGUGGUGGGAUUGGCAGAGAUGGGUGGAGGACACAAUGGAGGCCAGUGGAGGGAUUGGCAGAGAGGGAUGGAGGCCAGUGGAGGGAUUGGCGGAGAGGGAUGGAGGACACUGAAUGGAAGCCAGUGGAGGGAUUGGCAGAGAGAGAUGGAGGACACGGAAUGGAAGCCAGUGGAGGGAUUGGCAGAGAAGGAUGGAGGCCAGUGGAGGGAUUGAUUGGCAGAAAGGGAUGGAGGACACUGAAUGGAAGCCAGUGGAGGGAUUGGCAGAGAGGGAUGGAGGCCAGUGGAGGGAUUGGCAGAAAGGGAUGGAGGACACAAUGGAAGCCAGUGGAGGGAUUGGCAGGGAGGGAUGGAGGCCAGUGGAGGGAUUGGCAGAGAGGGAUGGAGGACACUGAAUGGAAGCCAGUGGAGGGAUUGGCAGAGAGGGGUGGCAGACAUGGAAUGACUGUCGAGCUGAGAGAUGACCAGGGA
Molecule: messenger RNA, 791 nt
Organism: Staurois parvus
Lineage: Eukaryota; Metazoa; Chordata; Amphibia; Anura; Ranidae
Source: the annotation of a GenBank genome assembly